Penicillium malachiteum is the source of this 1647-nucleotide messenger RNA. RefSeq names its product putative Na/H antiporter. Lineage: Eukaryota; Fungi; Ascomycota; Eurotiomycetes; Eurotiales; Aspergillaceae. The transcript has 5 exons. Gene Ontology annotation, molecular function: sodium:proton antiporter activity. Gene Ontology annotation, cellular component: plasma membrane. Gene Ontology annotation, biological process: regulation of membrane potential; sodium ion export across plasma membrane; proton export across plasma membrane. The coding region runs from base 1 to 1647 and encodes 548 amino acids. The record is from RefSeq and is a predicted model, not a curated record.
AUGCCAACUCUUUCACUGAUCAAUUUCAACAUCGUCUGUGCGACACUUGGAGGAUUUAUCUCUCUAUUCGGAUUGGUGUCCUACCUAUGCAAGGAACAAUUUUAUCUCUCCGAAGCAUUGAUCUCCUUAUUAGCAGGCGUCUUAUUCUCACCACAUGCAGCCAAUUUCAUCCGACCAGAAGACUACGCUCUUCACUCCGAGUCCAAUCUUGAAGCCAUCACGCUAAACUUUACCCGUCUAGUUCUAGGCGUGCAACUUGUUCUAGCCGGUGUACAGCUUCCAAAACGCUAUCUCCAGCUAGAAUGGCGGAGUCUAUCUCUUCUUCUUGGGCCUGGAAUGGCUGCUAUGUGGCUUUGUAGCAGUUUACUGAUCUGGGCUAUGGUCCCGGAUUUAAAGUUCCUUCAUGCUCUUAUUAUCGCUGCUUGUGUUACCCCGACUGAUCCUGUCCUAUCCAAUUCCAUCGUCAAGGGCAAGUUUGCGGAUAAGCAUGUUCCACGACCGUUGCAACGUAUCAUUGUUGCCGAGUCGGGUGCGAAUGAUGGACUGGGGUACCCGUUUCUUUUCUUCGGAAUUUACCUUCUCAAGUACGUCGGACAUGGGGAAGAGGGGUACUCUGGCGGUGUGGGGAAAGCCAUGGGACUUUGGUUUUAUGAGACGUGGGUUUAUACGAUUCUUUUGAGUAUUCUCUAUGGGAUCGUUGUUGGUUGGUUAUCAAGGAAAUUGCUUCAUUGGGCUGAGGAGAAGCGAUAUGUUGAUCGGGAGAGUUUCCUGGUCUUUGCUAUCGCGCUUGCACUCUUCAUCCUUGGAACAUGUGGGCUUAUCGGUACAGAUGACCUUCUAGCAUGCUUCAUUGCUGGAAAUGUGUUUACGCAAGACGACUGGUUCCGUCUCGAAACUAUUGAUGACUCCCUCCAACCAACCAUCGACAUGCUCCUCAAUUUAUCCAUGUUCAUGUGGUUCGGCGCAGUUUGUCCAUGGAAGUCAUUCCUGGAUAACGACAUUAUACCGAUCUACCGACUCGUCUUCCUGGGUAUUUUGAUCCUCCUUGUGCGUCGGAUGCCGAUUAUCUUUGCUAUGCAUAGAUAUAUCCAUCAAAUUGAGCACCUAUCCCACGCUGCCUUCGUGGGCUUCUUCGGUCCUAUUGGCGUUGGUGCUAUUUUCUAUCUCUCUAUCUGCCGAGAAUUCCUGCUCAACAUCACUGUCGAUGGGGAAGUGCGUGAAGAUGCACAGAAACUAGCCGAUACUGCCUGGAUUGUGGUGUGGUUUCUGGUCAUCUGUAGUAUCGUCGUGCACGGAUUAUCAGUUCCAGUUGGUAAAGCUGGUUACGCUCUCCCACGCACCUUAUCAACCGUCAUGACGAACAGCACAGCCGAAACCAACGACGCAGUCUCAAUCGGUAACGUCCGGCACACACACAGUACAGCAACACCAAUUGAUAACGACAGCGCCAGCUUCCGGGCUCGUCGACGUAGACAAAACUCCUCGCCUACGCCGCCGUUGUUUCGACUUGGGCGUUCCAUCGUCCCGUCUCCUUCGUCUUCUACUCAGAGACAGCCUGGUGUUGGGCUCUCGGAUGAACCGGAGAGACCUGUUAACUUGAUUCUGCAUGAGUCUGGAAUGGGUGAGGAGGGGACUCAUUCGGCUUAG